AUGUCGCGCGAGGAGCUGAUGGGCGAGAUCUACGGCAAGAAGGCGCCGCGUGGGCGUAAGCGCAAGGCCGACUCGGUGCCGGCACCCAAGACCACGGUCAACUCCAAGCGGACCGGCGACGAGCCCUCGGCGAUCGAACCUGACAGUCUUGACGACGAGCCCUCGGCGACCGUCGGGUCCGUGCUCAAGAGAAGCCGGCCCACCGCCACGAGCGCCAAGGGCAAAGAUGUGCUCCCCGUGGAUACCUCGAUUGUGCUGAGCGAUUCGGAUGAAGAUGACCUCGAACUGGAGCACCUCCAUUACGACGACGCGCCAAUGAUGAACCUGAACUCGUUCAGCGAGAUGAGCGCGUACUUGCCGCCCGCAGUCGUCGAAAGCCUCCGCUUGGCCAGGGAGAGCCAGGCGAUUGCAAGCAGGCUGCGACAGAGCGAUCCGCUGUAUGACAGUCCCAUACGCUCCACCUCCACCACCAGCUCGAGUGCGAGGCCGUCGAGCUCGCCUGCCGCCGCGGUCCUGCUGAGUCUGCUGUGCCCUCUCACCAGCGAGUUUAGAAUUCUGAAGAGUCAGCCCUUCUCGCUACUGCUGAACGAGUACAUCAAAAAGAAGAAAGAGCCGCUCAACACCUACCUGAGGCGGCACAGCAUGACCGAGUACCUCUCAGACCAUAAAAAGCUGCUGGAGGAUGACGGCGGUUUCGUCGUCAAGUUCGACGGCAUGCCGGUGCAGCCCAGCCAGACGCCUCAGGAUUUCGGAAUGCUGGAAAAUGAGACGCUGCAGCUGGCUCUGCCGCCACCCCCUUCGUCGUGGAUGGGAGAUCUGGAGAAGGAGUUGGACGACGAAGAGGCCGAAGAAGAAGAGGAAGAAGCCGACGCCGACUAUGUCAUACUUCGCCUCCGGAGGGAGGGCCAGGAGGAGAAGUUCAGGAUCGACCAGGACAAGCAAUUCCAGAAGCUGCACGACUCCUACUGUCAGAAGAAACGGCUCAUCCCAGAAAAGGUGAAGUUCAUAUUCGACGGACUGCCGCUUAACAUGCGAAGCACGCCCGCGAACGAAGACAUGGAAGACGACGAUAUCGUCGACGUGAAGGUCGAGCCCGGCGCGCAAUUGCCCGCCGUUGCAGCCUCCACUGCCGCCGCCGCUACCACCACCAUCGCCACCGCCACCGCCACCGCCAGCAAGCCUCAACCGCCGAGGCCGGCCCCAGUCGCGACGUACGUCGAAGAUGACGACGAUGACAGCGCCUACGUCCUCCUCCGAGUACGCCGCGGCACGGAAGAGGACAAGUUCCGGAUCAAGCGGAGCGAUCCGUUCAAGAAGUUGCAGGAGGCCUACUGCAAGAAGAAGGGCUUGAAAAUGGCUGAGGCGAGAUUCGUGUUCGAUGGACUGCCGCUAAAGGGGAAUCAGACGGCCGAAGGGCAAGACAUGGAGGACGAGGACAUCAUCGACGUCGAGGACAACAAAUAA
Acanthamoeba castellanii str. Neff is the source of this 1464-nucleotide messenger RNA. Its product is annotated as Sumo domain containing protein. Gene Ontology annotation, cellular component: nucleus. The record is from RefSeq and is a predicted model, not a curated record. Gene Ontology annotation, molecular function: protein tag activity; ubiquitin-like protein ligase binding. Lineage: Eukaryota; Discosea; Longamoebia; Acanthamoebidae. The coding region runs from base 1 to 1464 and encodes 487 amino acids. The transcript has 12 exons. Gene Ontology annotation, biological process: protein sumoylation.